GAGGGAAAGGGUGAGCAACUCAUUUUCCACUCAACCACAAUUAAAAAAAGACACUAUUAUACCAUUACAACACCCACAAAAUGAAGUAUAUUUCAAUAGAAAAUUUGUAUAAAUGGUAUAGUUUGAACGAGUUAUUGAAUUUAAAGAGCUUCAUUAGCAUCGUGCUUGCCUACUUCAUCCCACUUUUUUUUGGGUUGUUGUUUGGUAUUUUUCGCUUACGACGUAGACGGAUGUGUGAAACUGAUUGCGUUCGCAUAGCACCCUUAAUCCUGUUUUUUUCACUCUUGACUGACGGCGCCAAUUUGAACAAUGAAAAGCUCAUGAACCUCCUUCACCCUACACUGUUAGAAGAGGGAAUAGUGGAGCGUGGCAUUUUGCAAGCUGUCGCCCGGUGUCUGCACGACAAAUUCGGCAAGCUUGUUGGCCUUUCAGAUAUGGCAAUACGUAUAUCGCGUAGUGGAAGGCAAACUAACUGCGAAGGCUUCAUCGACUUUGAGUAUACAAAGCAAGUGUGGUGCAAACUAUCCUGGGUGUGGCGCCCCACCCAUUCAAAGGGACCGAAGAGAAAGCCGCGAGAGGAGCCUGGUGCGACGGGGUCAUCUGUCAAUGGCAUUGACUCAGCCUUUUUGGAUGCGUUUUACGUUACGGCUUUUUACGUAAAUCCGAAAGAAGAAGAUUGCUUAGAUGUGGAAAAGUAUGUUAACCUCGAUAACUUUAAUCCCUUCGCUGAGAGGUUUGUAAAAAGAAUAUUUGAAAAGCCCCCUACCGAAGCUAUGAUGAUGAUGAUGCCAGCCCUUCAAAAGACUCACUUCGAAAACGAUGUGAAUAAGCUGCAGGAAGAGAUACAGCACGUGGUGAGCAACUGUGGUGGCUUGCCACACGAUGGAGAGCUCACAAAUCGGGUGGACGUCACCCUUAUUGAACGAAAAACGAUUACCUCAAUGCCCAAGAUAAGAAAUACUGAGAGUGUUGAGAGGGAUACUUCCGCUAUGGAGGACAGCAUGGCUAUACUUAAGAGUAUUGAAAUUCUUUAUCUAGUUGGUGGCGGCAUGUGCGACAUCGAGGUGUCAGUACGCUUUAACUUUUAUGGUCUCCACUGUGUUGUUACUCAAUACGAAGUCCGACAAAAAAAAAAUAUACCCUCGAAUAAUGUUCUGGAUUGA
Messenger RNA from Phytomonas sp. Hart1, 1163 nucleotides. NCBI's taxonomy places the organism in Eukaryota, Euglenozoa, Kinetoplastea, Trypanosomatida, Trypanosomatidae. The record is from the annotation of a GenBank genome assembly.